ACAGAGGCCUCCAUCAGGGAGUGUGCAGCCUUCACACAGACCAGUGUGACAGUCUAGUCUCAGAGGACACAGAGGAGUGGAGCUGCCUUGGUUGAAACAUCACACCCUACAUUCCAGCACAGGCCUGUAUUGUUGUCUGUGUGCACGCAGCCAUGUGUUGUGUCUGAGCUCGACUUCCUCGUCCUGCAGAAGAAGGAGGAUAGAGGCGUGACGUCGCUGCCCGCAGAGAGGCCCGUGCAGCAGCACAGAGAGGCAGGGACACACCGAGCGGGGACGGACGCUGCUGCUGCCGCAGAGCUCAGAGCUGUGAGACACGGGGAGCAGCCGCGGCUCACCAGCACCGGCACCUUCGCAGAGACGACACGCAGCCAUAAUGCGGCACCGCCCGCACACCCCGGAGCUGAUGUGACUGUGCACACCCAGAGCAGGGAGGCAGCGGCGGACACCACCACCACCUCUCCCCGGUUGCCUCGUCGCGGCAGGUCGGUCGGUUUGUCUGUCUGUCUGCAGGGGGACAUGUCCUCGCUAACCGUGGAGGAGGACCAGAAAUGGGUACCGACACACGUCCAGGUGACGGUGCUGAGAGGCAGGGGCUUACGGGGCAAGGGCAAGCACGGCACCAGCGACGUGUACACCAUCAUCCAGCUGGGGAAGGAGAAAUACUCCACCGGUGUGGUGGAGAAGACCACGGAGCCGGAGUGGAGGGAGGAGUGCUCCUUCGAGCUGCAGCCCGGUGUGCUGGAGAACAGCGGGCGGAGCAGCUUCCCGGCCGGGAGCAACGAGCUGGUCCUCAUCGUCAUGCACCGGGCUCUGAUCGGGAUGGACGUGUUCCUCGGACAGGCGGUGAUCCAGCUGGAUAAGAUGUUCAUCGAGACCAGAUGCGUGAAAAACGAGUGGUACAAGCUCCACUCUAAGACGGGGAAGAAGGAGAAGGAGCGAGGAGACAUUCAGGUCACCGUCCAGUUCACCCGAAACAACCUGACAGCCAGCAUGUACGACCUCGUCAUGAAGGACAAGAGCGCCUCCACCUUUGUCAAGCUGAAAGAGCGCAUGAGGGCCAAGAGGAGAUCCAGUGACGAGGACUCGGCAUCGGCCAUCGUAUCGAGCGGUUCGGCAUCCCUUUACCGGAUGCGGCACCGGCUACCGAGUGACGGAGGCGGGGAGGAGGAUUACGAGGACGACGAGGGGGGCGAGGUGCGGCGGAGCAAGAUGAGGACCUUCUUCCUGAGAGGGAAGCUGAGGAAGUCUUCAGACACUCGUUCCAGCACAUCACUAGGCUCAGAGAGCAGUGAGUCAUCAUCACGGGGUGGGAGCCUCAGUCCCACGGCUGGCAUCAGUGUGGUGGUCUCUGACCUCUCCAACUCACCCAGUAACAGCAGCAACCUGACAGCCGACAACAGCCCAGAGCACACAGCGAACACGUCGCCCAAAUCGUCCUCUCUCAAAUGUGAGUUUGGUGAUGAUGAGGCCGGUGAGAUCACCAUCGCAGUGCCUCAGCCCACAGUGUGCGUUAAUGGAAGCCAUUCUUACAACGUCCAGCCCCUGGACCCAGGCUCAGGAAAACCUAAGGAUUCUUUAGGCCUGGGACUGUUGCAGAAGUCUCUUCCUCUCUCCAUGUCCCUGCAGAACCUCAGACCCUCCACAGACCUCCCCAAAGGCCCCGUCGGAGACGGGCGCCGCUGGUCCUUUGACAGGCCCGACGAGGAGGAGAAGGCAGCCAUAGCGGCGGCCCUGGAGCUAAGUGGCCCCAUGCUGGGUGACGAGGAGGAGCCGCUGGGACAUGCUGCUCCGCCCAAAGCCACCUCCUCGUCCUCCACCUCCACAGUGGAGUCGGAGAGCCAGGGGAAAAAGCAUAGGAAGGACUUUUUCUCCCACGGGAGGAGUGAGUCUGCGGGGAAAGGGCAGAGUCAGUCCAAGGAUGAGUCUGAACAGGCCCCCGCCGCCACCGAGGAGAAACACAGGGGAUGGUUAGGAUCAAAGGACUCGCACAGCAAACCCAGCCUGGUGGUGUCACCUAAACUAGAGCCCAGCACAGACCCCCACCCACCACCCCUCUCACCCAGUCACCAUCCCCCGGGUCCCUCUGAGGUUUCCCCACUGCAUCACACUAACCCCUUCACCCCCUCACAGAGCACACCACCCCCCAUAUCUCCCUGCAACCCUUUCUUCUCUCUGCUCCAGCACAACCCUUUCUAUGACGACAUGCUAACCCCUCAGCCCCUAAAACCUCCGCUGCCUCCUCUGCCCUAUCUCUCCAGCGCCCGGCCCCCCAUAGCUCAUCUCUUUCCUCAGGCGAGUAACCCUAACCCCACCCUGACUCACAUCCGCCCAACCACAGAGGACUCCAUCAGCGGUGCAGAGAGCAGAGCGGAGAAACGACCUCUUCCUCCGGCUCCCACGGAACAGGAGGAACCUCUAAGCAGGAAGUUGUCCAACCCUUUUACGUCUGGCGGGGAGCUGGACCCAGACUCAGAGUGGGACGAAUCCUUUGAAGCGUUUGCAGCUGGCAGGCUGCAGUCUCCUGAGGAUCUGGCCACAGCCUGCAGAACACAGCACAACACACCCAGAGACCGUCCACUAGAACACUGCGACGAUAAAGCAGCAUCACUACUCACAGCAGAUCACAACACAAAUGUGAACGACGCACGACUUUGCACAGGAUUUGUGUUCGAAGCACAAAAAGCCAUCAGCCAGGCGACUCACACACAUCAUGCUGACACAUUUGCACAAUUCCUGGAGACGAUCCCGGAGCACACGAGCUUUGAAAGUGACAACACAACUUUAAACACUAACUCACCAAAACUGGAUGCUUGCACUAAAACUAAUGAAGCUAACAGUCCGACUAACACAGACGAUUUACCCGACACUAAUAUGCAUCACGCCCCCGGUCACGCCUCGUCGCUGCAGCUCAACAGCAGCUCCCCUGAUGCUGGAUCUUCAGGUCUCGGCAGUUCAGCAGAAGAGGAUUUCCUUUCCUGUCUCUCAUCUUACUCCGAUAAAUUCUCUGCAUCCUCCUCUGAGGAAGCCGAGGCACAGAACUUUGACAGAAACAUCCUCGGCUUUGAGAACUCCUCUGACUCAUCUGUUUCAAAACAAAUAAAGGCCUCAGAGUCUGAAGACGACAUCACUGACAGCAAUGAUGUGUCUGUAGUGGAAGCAGCCCAGCACACUGUUGUUCAGCACAGGGACAGUGAUGGAGAUGGAGAGGUAGAUUUAAACGGUUCAGAGGGGUCGUUGGCGCGGCAGUCCCCGGUGCUCACACACCAGCAGCCUGUGGUCACUGCAGCAGAGACAGGAAGUGAAGACGCAGUCACUAACUCGACAAACUUUUCCAACACUGAUUUAUCACCAAAACUACAGCCACACUCAGACGUCUCUUCACAGCCCGACAACACAGAGGAUGGAGACAAUUUUUCCAAAGUGUUAAAUGAUUCCUCUGUAAGUAACACCACAGACGUGAUGACCUCUACGACUCCAGAUGAUGAACUCUGCUCCACACACCCGUCAUUACACAUCAUAACCUCCUCCCCUGACAUGAGGCAGAGCUCGUCAGACUCACCCAUGGAGAGCACAAGUUUAGGAGGGCAGGAUGCGAGCCAGCGUUCUCAGAUACCUUUUGACCUUUUUGGUGAUUUCCUCAACACCACUCACAUCACAAACAGUCCCAGCCAAGACUUUGACGACACACUGUCACACAGUCGUGUGUCCGAUCAGAGCAGCUUUUUCCAAAGCCUUUACGUCAGCGCCGACUCGCAGGGUUACCAAACCUGUGAGUCUCACCCGUCCUCCAAAUGCUCCAUCAGCUUGGAGCCAAACGAGACGCUGCAUUCUGCGACCUCGACGCUGUGCGGUGAGCUGAGUGAGAGUCAGACGACUGAAGAAGAUUCAACCAAUGCACGCAAGCCAUGUAAUGGAGAAAUCAACCAAACCGACCAAUCUGAAGGAUCCGUCUGUGCAGCCGAGGACAAGACGGCAACUCUUGAGCCGAGUGUCAUGAAGGGGGAUCACAGUUUACUCCCUGCAGCAUCGACCGACUCUGACAUGAGCUGUAAUCCAAGGAACCUCACAGAAGGUGUGGAAAGUCAGCAUGUCGUCCUCAGUGACGUGUUCUCAAAUUGCCCUCAAGCGCAAAGUGCCACGCUUCACCGCUCCCAGUCUGAAGGCACACUGACACUCGCUUUUGACGAACUCCUCCUGCCCUCCUUUGGGAGUGAUCCUGGCUCGAUACAGGAGUCCUCCUCAGCUCCGCCCGGCCCUGACCUCCCCUCUCUGACCUCCUUUGCUCCCUCCCUAACCCCUCUAAGUAGCAGCUCCCCUGUAGCGCUCUCUUCUCUCCCUUCUUUUGCUGGCGCUACGUCGACAUCACCACCCAGCGCGGCACAAGCUGCGGCGCCAGAGCCAACGCUUCAGGAGACGCAGCAGCAGCAGGCAGCCAAUCAGCAGAACAGCCCCCACCCAGUGAAGCCCCUGACCACUGCCAUACAGGCUGAGGAGAAGCGGACGGAGGGCCGGUCAGUGCUGGCCACCGGCCUGGAGAAGCUCAAGUCCACCAUCCACCCGGGGAGGAGCAGCCAGCUCAGCGAGCAGGAGACAGAAAGGAAGAAGUCUGCGACAGAGGGAGCGGGCUCGUACUACCACCUGAACCACAGUGAACUGGUCACCCUGCUGGUGCAGCGGGAGGCGGAGCUGGAGAGGCAGAAGGCGGAGUUUGAGCGACAGAGAGUGUUGCUGGCGAAGCGGGAGGUGGAGCUGAAGAAGCUGAAGCCGCAGGUCAAAGAUCUGGAGGACUACAUUGACACGCUGCUGGUGCGCAUCAUGGAGCAGAAGCCCACCCUCCUGCAAGUGCGCUCCAAGUUAAAGUGACAACCGCGCGGAGGGAGAAGGGUUUGCAGCCGUGUUCACUCUGUCCUCCACAACAGCUCUUUAGUCUUUUCACUGCUAUGCUGUCCUUUUUGAUACAAAUCUGUAGGCACUGAGAGAUGUGGAGGCGGCGUUCUCCAGCCGGCAUGCUUUACUGUGCUGAAACACGUCCUUGGAGAAGGAUUCGGUUCGGGCGGUUCUGAAUGUAGCGGGUCCUCAGGUUGUUUUCAGGUUCACUCAGCCAGAUGGGUUUGAGCUCACAGAGGAGAGAGCCCAGUAAGUUCAAAACCCAUGCUUCCAUUUUGGGAUCCUGAUUGUAGAAACAAUGAUUCCUCCUCUUCACCUCACCUCACGUGUAUCACCUUAUCACACAGAGAGAAAUGGUAGAGUGUCAGUCCACAACACUGCACGUCGUAUUGCAGCUCGCUCCUCCUCACACAGCGUUUCAAAGAAUAUUCUGUCAGUGUUGCAGCUCUGUGGGGAAACAGGAGCGAACAACCUGAAGGGACACUCUGGUGGGUUUGCAUGUUUCAGACCAUUAACUGCAAAUUACAUAGACUUCAGAUCAACGCUGCACAUUUCUGUCACAUGUCAACAGGUUUAGAUUGAUUUUAUACCUUCGAGGCAGCCGCUGGUUUCACCUCAUUUCAGAGAAGCAGGAAACUCAUCGUGCAGCGACUGAAACCUGCUCGAGACAAAAAUAUGUCACCGUGAACAUUUUGACACUUUUGUGUUUAUUUCAGUUUCAUGAGGCAGCAGAGAGCUUUUUUCAAUCAGUGUAAAAAUGCUCUGAUAUCUAAGACGUGAAGUUCAGAUACAUGAAAGCACUCUUGAGCUUUACUGGAGGUCUGCAACCAUUGUGAUAUUGAUUUUUAGUUUAUCUUGAUCAAUGGCUCAAUCAUCUCAUCUACAGAAUAUCAUGGUGAGAGGUGACAUCAUCAGAUCGCCUGUUUUUGUCAGAACAGUUUAAAAUCCAAAGUUAUUUAGUUUAUUAUAAUGUAAGACAAAGGAGACAGAAAUAUCAGACGUUUGUGUUUUUGCUUGAUAAUUGCUUUAAACAAUGAACAGAUUAUCAGAACAGUUCCAGUCAGAUGAUAAAUCUAUAAAGUGACUAAUUGUUGCAGCUGUUCUGUUUUGUCAGAAAAUCAAUAGAUAAUUAUAAAUCUGGUUUUAUGUGGCAGCAGUUUGGAUGUCGCAGCGUCCAAGAUAUGCCAAAAAAGGAGUUCAAUUAUAUAUAAAUACACAUGACAAAACGUUCACCGCAGUGGAUCUCGAGCAAGUUUCAAACUUCUGCUGUUUUUCAGUCUGAAUGUUUUUGUGUCUCUGUGACUCAUGAUAACAUUUGUUUAACUUGGUUCAGUAUUAACAGAGAGCGCUGCAGGCAGCAGCAGAGAAACAGGCUGCAGCGUAACCUCUCGGGGUGUGUGUGCACACCUUCAGUGUCCGUCCACUAACAGUGUUUUUGUCACUGACAGGCUCAGACUGUUAUUCUA
Epinephelus lanceolatus (giant grouper) is the source of this 6353-nucleotide messenger RNA. It is a transcript of the gene rab11fip5a, whose product is annotated as RAB11 family interacting protein 5a (class I). Lineage: Eukaryota; Metazoa; Chordata; Actinopteri; Perciformes; Serranidae. Gene Ontology annotation, molecular function: small GTPase binding. Gene Ontology annotation, biological process: regulated exocytosis. Gene Ontology annotation, cellular component: secretory granule; mitochondrion; phagocytic vesicle. The record is from RefSeq and is a predicted model, not a curated record.